CUGCGCUUGCGCAGUGUUGGCGGAGGGGUCGAGGAGGUGGUGGGAGCGAUGGGCUGGGUUUCGGGUUGGCGGGGAGCCGCUGUGGGGUUGUUGCUGCUCGGCGUGUGCCAGGUAUGGGCAGAGGAAGGUAUUCUCCAUGCGGUCAGUAAUGACAGUAAUCUGGGUGUGAAGCAAUAUUGUGUCAUGUACGAUUCCAAAUGGAUGCCAUUUCCAAAAUCUCUGGACAAUGCUACUGAGUUCCAGCUAAAAAUCCUGACCAGCACCAAACUCUGUAACUGGACAGAUGUGCCUGCAGAGGGUAUAAAGGACAAGCUUCUUGUGGUGAUGAGGGGGAACUGCACAUUCAUAAGGAAGGCACAGAUUGCCCAGAGGAAUUUUGCUAAAGCGCUGCUGGUUGCGACUGUGGAUAGAAUAUUUUCUCCUUCAGGUAAUCUGUCUGAUUUUGAAAAGCCAAACAUUCCAGUGGCCCUCAUUAGCUAUGAUGAUGUACUGUCCAUGCAAAAGAUGCUCGGGGACCACAUUUCAGGCACACUCUAUUCCCCUCCUGUGCCCACCUUUGACUACAGCAUCCUGAUCAUCUUCCUUAUCGCUGUUGGUACUGUUGCCUUCGGGAGUUACUGGAGUGGGAUGGCAGAAUAUGGAAGUACAAGUUAUUCGCCAUCUGACUCCAGACUACAGACACACGAAGAGAACAAGACCAAGGAAUCUGCAGCUACACUGACUCCAGUUACUGUUGUGAUUUUCGUUAUCGUCUGUUCUGCAAUGAUUGUUCUGUUGUACUUCUUCUACAAGUGGCUAGUGUACCUGGUUAUCGGCAUCUUUGCUUUGGCUGCAGCUGUUAGUCUCUAUAAUUGUUUGGUUGCACUAGUGAAAAGAAUACCAUACUGGAAGUGCAAGUUCCCUUGUGAUAAAAUAAGUAUUGAAAUUCGUUUGCUGUUCCUUGCUGUGUUCUGUACAGCAGUGUCCGCAACCUGGGUAGCUUUUCGGAAUGAAGACAGAUGGGUUUGGAUUCUACAUGACUGUCUAGGGGUUGCCUUUUGCCUUAACUUCAUGAAGACCCUGAAAAUGCCUCAUUUUAAGUCCUGUGUCAUUUUGCUGGUACUCCUGCUCAUCUAUGAUGUAUUCUUUGUUUUCAUAUCUCCGUAUUUCACAAAGAACCAUGAGAGCAUUAUGGUUGAAGUUGCUGCUGGAUCUGGAUCUACUGGUGAAAAGAGUACUGGAAACUACCUAAUGGGACUUACAGUUGAACCAGUGGCUCACAAUGAAAAAUUGCCUGUGGUUAUCAGAGUGCCGAGAUUGGUGACAUCUGUUGCAACCAUAUGUGGAAUGCCAUUUUCUUUGCUGGGAUUUGGGGAUAUUAUUGUACCUGGACUGUUGGUUGCUUAUUGCCGAAGAUUUGAUUUGCAGACAAAUACCUCCAACAUCUAUUUUAUUUUGUGCACUAUAGCUUAUGCAGUUGGCAUGGUUUUGACAUUUAUUGCUCUGAUCCUGACUUCGAUGGCACAGCCUGCCUUGCUCUACUUGGUGCCUUGUACACUCAUCACCUGUGCUGUGACUGCCUGGAGCCGUAGGGAAAUGAAAAUGUUUUGGGCAGGAAAUGGCUAUGAGGUCUUGGAUGUCACCAGUGAACCUUUAUUACAAGAUGAUGAAUCGAGUUGGUACAACGAGUGAAGAGACGGUUGAGACUCUCACUGAACCAGCAUCUGAAUAACCCUAAAAGAUGCCAGUUGCUUUAUUAUUUCUAGUUUUUUAUACAUGUUUUAUUAUCAAACAAUUAUAAAAAAAAUUCUAACACCAGCAUCUGAGCUGACAAAUUGUGUCCUGCCAAUUGUCCUGAUCAGCACAAUACCUUCUGCACUUGACUUUUUUGUAAUGACUAAACGAUUUACCAAAGGUUUUCUGAAUCUGAGAAUUGAUCAUGCACUUUUACUGCUUUAUGGAGUAUAUUUAAUAGUUAUUAAUGUCCAAAACGGGACUGAAAUGUAUGAUAAACCUUUCUGGGUGUUGAUGGGCUGUCAUGUCCCUGAGAGGAACCAAGUGCCUUGCAUGCCGCCCUAUGAAGAAAAUCAGGAGAUCAUCCAGAGGGUGAAAGAUGUCGUUUUAAAAACUCUGCUCUCUGAAAAUGAACUUAGGGUAAACUGACAUUGUUUAUUUUUCCCUUUAUUUAAUUGUUCCUCAAAUUCUGCAAAUUUGCAGUGGCAAAAAUUGUUCAAUUUUUGCUCCAGUUUCACAUCUGCCAGACAGAUUUGACUCAUUUAAGAACCUUUUGAAUACUUAUUUUGUGUGUAUUGAAGGGUGAAGGCUAUGAUGCAGUGGUUUCUAAUGUGUGAUUUGUAGCUAAUUUUGAUUAUUCAAUUACAUUCUGUGGAACAGGGUGUGCUAAAGUUUAUAAAGGAAUUGUAAUCUCCUGCCCUCUUGCACAUGAUCUGAGUGGAAAAAAUGUAACUUUUCAGAAAAUGACUUUUUUGUUUCAUUAAAGAUAUUUAGAAACA
Messenger RNA from Carcharodon carcharias (great white shark), 2492 nucleotides. RefSeq names its product signal peptide peptidase-like 2A. Gene Ontology annotation, biological process: membrane protein proteolysis. Bases 49 to 1671 code for a protein of 540 amino acids. Gene Ontology annotation, molecular function: aspartic endopeptidase activity, intramembrane cleaving. Gene Ontology annotation, cellular component: lumenal side of endoplasmic reticulum membrane; cytoplasmic side of endoplasmic reticulum membrane; Golgi-associated vesicle membrane. The record is from RefSeq and is a predicted model, not a curated record. The transcript has 17 exons. Lineage: Eukaryota; Metazoa; Chordata; Chondrichthyes; Lamniformes; Lamnidae.